GACGCCUAGUCUACGUGAAUCUGAGGGAAAUGGAAAAUCAUGAUUCUUGCAACCACACGAAGACGAAGAUCAAGAGCGCGAUCACCGCGACCGUGAACACUCAGAUAGACCAACAUUUACAUUUUUGAGCAAAGAGAAAAGAUAAAGAUGUCGACACCGACACACACGGCACCAAAACCCCAAGCACAAGCACCCCUGUUUAUUUUGGGAAGAUGGCGCGGUGUAGGAAAAGUGUACUCUGUUACGGAACGUGGAGUGGCAAAGAUUCACUACUGUGAGGAAAUGGAGGUCCGGCGAGAAGGCAAAGCACAGGCUUACUGUUAAGGCUAAAUGUGAAAAACACAAUGGCUGCAGUCGCAGAGGAUCCAUGAGGAUCGUGGCAGCUUGGUGUGAUCUCAGGCACUGUGUCUGCGACUGCGUGGUGUUUGCUUAUAACCUAGGUUGAGUAAGUAUCAGAUAUCUUCGCUGUCGCUAUAAUCGGUAGGAAGUGGAAAAAUGAUGUCAUCGCUCUCCUCUUUUUGGCACGUAAAUAACUUGUGAGUACUUUCCUCUAAAACUGGCAUCAUCGGCAGACCUGGAAGACCGCUCCGGACGCACAGGACUUCGCUUCAGCAGAGAAAAUCGUACCGCUGCAUGUGGAGUCCGGAGUUAUCAAAAUUUUGCCUGUUCAAGGGACGACCACAAUAAGCCGCGAUGCUGCACAGGCGCAGGAGGAGCAAUCAUUAAGGCUCGACACGUCCUUUUUUUGUUCUUCGGUGGAACAAGUCCUUCGCGUGAAGUUCUAGACAUUCAAUCAUCACAUCAACAUGAAAAUCAAUGAAAAGUGACCUUGUACUCAUACUGAGCAUCAUAGAGUAGACAUUUACAACAUAAUCAUAAGCUGCUCCACUAAUUCAAGCACCUGCAGCACCAGCGGUACUUCCGGUGGAAGGCAUUUUCAUUCAUCCCUUCAGUGUGUCUGAGGUAGCGCGAGGCACAGUGACUUCUAGAUCAAGUAGUAGCUCGCCUUCUGGACUGGAGGACGGACAAGAUGGACAGGAGCAAGGGCCUCGACCAUACUUACGACUAGAGGCUAGGGAAGCGGAUGGCAGCUUUCACCGUGGACUUGGUGCGGGAGGAAAAACAACAGAGGUUUACAUCCGAGAGUACGAAUUACUGGCUGACGGCAAAUUGCUCUACAAAUGCGCGUUGAAAUCGAACACAAUGCCGGAACCCUGGGAGCAUUUGGAGUGCCUGCUUCAGAGAGUCGAUGGGGAAUUAUAG
Messenger RNA from Amoebophrya sp. A25, 1263 nucleotides. NCBI's taxonomy places the organism in Eukaryota, Dinophyceae, Syndiniales, Amoebophryaceae. The record is from the annotation of a GenBank genome assembly.